CAGCGCUAUCUCGCGACACCGCGGACUGAGUACGAAACUAUUUAGUGAAGUGACAGUUUGAAUUUCGAAUUGUGUGUUUGAAAAUAGAAUUCUGCCAAAAUGUUGAACGGUUGGCAAUUGGUAUUGUCUAAAUUAUUCCUAAUCCCACAAAGAUGGGUGAUGGCCAUCAUGGGUUUCCUGGCGGUGGCGAACGCGUACACGAUGCGUGUAUGCCUCAACAUCGCCAUUACGCAGAUGGUGCGCCGGCGCGGCCACUCGCUCGCGUACGACGAAGGCUCCUGUCCAGGAGACGUCGAGGAGAUCGUGUCGGUUGAUGAUGCUGAAACAAACAGGUUCGACUGGGACGAAGAGACGCAAGGUAUAAUCCUCAGCGCGUUCUACUACGGUUACAUAGUGACGCAUCUUCCCGGCGGUAUGCUGGCCGAGAGGUUCGGCGGGAAGUAUUCUUUGGGCUUUGGUGUGCUCAGCACCGCUUUCUUCACGCUCUUGACACCUUGGGUUGUGAACGUGGGAGGAGCUACUGGACUUAUCGUGUUGAGGGUGCUGGAGGGACUUGGAGAGGGCACGACAUUCCCGGCAUUAAACGCUAUGCUUGCAAGAUGGGCGCCAGUAUCCGAGAGGGGGCGAAUGGGGUCACUAGUAUUCGGUGGAGCUCAGAUUGGGAAUAUAGCGGGCACAUACCUUUCUGGACUGGUCAUUAAAGAGACAGGGGAAUGGGAGUCCGUGUUCUACCUCUUUGGAGCUGUUGGCAUCUUCUGGUUUAUACUAUGGUCACUGCUCUGCUACAACGACCCUGAAUCCCAUCCCUACAUAUCGGACAAAGAGAAGAAGUACUUGGAGGAGGCUCUCGGCAGACACCGCACUAGCCAGCCCUCGUCUAUACCCUGGAAGCCUAUCUUCAUGUCAGUGCCUCUGUGGGCUUUGGUAUGCGCUCAGAUCGGUCACGACUACGGCUACUUCACGAUGGUGACAGACCUGCCGAAGUACAUGACAGGCGUGUUGAAGUUUGACAUACACCGCACGGGCACGCUCGCGGCGCUGCCCUACGCUGUUAUGUGGAUCAGUUCCAUUGCGUUCGGCUGGAUAUGUGACAAGAUGGUGAAGAGAAAUUGGCUGUCAGUUACUAACGCGAGGAAGACUUUCACUACCAUUGCUUCCGUCGGACCCGGAAUCUGCAUGAUCCUGGCCUCAUAUUCCGGAUGUGACACGCAAGUCGUGGUGAUAUUAUUUACUGCAUCCAUGGGGCUGAUGGGAGCGUUCUACCCUGGGAUGAAGGUGAACGCUUUGGACCUGAGUGGGAACUACGCUGGGACCAUCAUGGCGAUUGUGAACGGUAUAGGGGCUGUUACUGGAAUCAUCGCGCCGUAUCUGGUCGGAGUGCUGACGCCUGAUAGCACGCUGGUACAAUGGCGGCUGGUGUUUUGGAUAGCUCUGGCGGUGUUCAUAGUGACCAACUUAGUGUUCGUGGCGUGGGCGUCAGGAGAGGAGCAGUGGUGGAACCACACCGCUGAGGACCCUAAGAAACAACAGGAAGUGGAAGCAGCUGCCACAAGGUCCGUUAACGCUGAAGUUAAACUUUGAAAUGUUCAAUUGCAGAAUGAUUGAAGGUUUUGUAAGUUUUCUGGUAGCUUGGUUGUGUGAUGCCAAUAGUGACAUUGGCAGUAAGCUCGCCUGCCUUUGCUAAAGUGUCAUGGCGCUGUUAUGGUAUGAAAGAAUUAUUUAUAGGCUGUAUAGUUUUGUCCUUUGUAAAUAUUAAAGUUAAGUACAGUGGUUAGUACAUUUUUCAUGGCGGUCGAAUCCUCAGCCAGUGUAAAUUAUAAUUUAUCAAAUUGAUUGCAGUUAUUAAAAUGUUACACGGAAGUAUUGUGUUGCCAAUUAAAGGUAUUUCAUGAUUGUAUAUCAUAGUAUAUUUACACUAUUAUAAAUUCUGACUAAAAAACCAAUAUUAAUUUCUUAUAAAUAUUUGCAGUCCUCUAGCUGUGUGGCUCAAAUAAGGGAUUUUCCACACUAUGCUAUGCUUUUUGUACUGGUGACUGUCAAAUAAUUCGAAGUCUUACGUCUAUUUAUUAUCUGGAUUGCCUUAUAUUUAUGAUUAGUUGCAAAAAUACGUUCAAAGUUUUUAAGCAAGCAUAUGUUUCAUAUUCUGCAUAUUAUAAGAAAUCUCGAGUACAAAUCUUAAAAUUAACUAUUAAGUAAACACUUCAUAGUUUAGACCAAUGAUUUUUUAGCAAAAAGUAUAGAUGCAUCGUAAAAUCUUCUUGUGGCACGUUAAAAUUGGGCUAGCGCAACCGGUCGUAGUGUCGCUUUAACAUCGAUUGAAUUUUGUCAUCAGCUGCUUUCAAUAUACAAUCCCAAUCUUAAUCUUUAAUCCGAUUCCAAAAAUGAACCAAUCAAAAUAACUCAUUUGUAAGCAUGUCAAAAUACUUUGUUCGGAUUGGUCCAUUUUUACGAUAGAUCAAAAAAAGCGAUUGGGAUCGUUUAUUGAAAAUGACGGUAACAAAUAGUUCAUAAAAUGAUGAUACUGAAAAUGAAUGAAAUUUUCUUCUACUUUCACGUGUCAUUGUAGAUUGUUUGCUUGUUAUUGUUCUGAGAGUUUGUUAGAAUAAUAAGUUAUCUGUGUGUGCGAUAAUUCGACGAUUUUUAAAGCAGAGAUGUACAGAUGUAUCUACACUUUUAUACGUAAAUAUCAAUGGUUUAAAGCUUGUCUUUUUAUCUUCCAGAUGUGAUAUUUUUAUACUUUGUAAAAUGAUAACUUGAUGUUUCGAACCUAGAAAAUUAUGUACCUUUACUUUUAUAUUUAUUUAGAUAUAAAAAUUAAUCUAUAAGGAUAUUAUUAGUUAUUUAUGUCCGUUUUCACUAAUCGUUCCCUAUCCACGAGCCGACAAACGUAUUAUGUCGAAGCCGCGCGAUAAAAAUACAUUUUGGCGCUGCAUCGCUUUUAGUGUGUUUUCACCUUUAUAUUUGGAAGGGAUAUGAAAACGGACUUAAGUCUCAUAAAAAGUAUUACGAAAUUAACCGACUGUGGUAAGUUGUAAUUUGGAGGUUUGCACCAUUAAAUAAUUUUGUUCACAAUCACACCCGGUUUGAAAAUGAUUUCGAUUUGUUAAUACAUUUUUAAAUAACCAAGAAUAUAUCAAUAUUAAUUAUAUAAAAAAUAUUUUUUAGAAUAAUAUGAAUCUUGAUACACAAAAAGCGGUUCCUAUUAAUGCAAUACCGGGAUGAGCUAGGUUUUAUAAAAUCAAAAAUAAAACAAAGGCUGUGAACGAUUAUUUAUUUUAAGUAUUUUAUGGUAUACAUUAACUUGGGGGUGCGGUGGUGCCAUUCCAGAGAUCUGUAUGCUGUAUAUUAUAAGAUAAAUGGUAAGCUAUGGGUAUAAAGCGAGGUAUAGAUUAGCAAGAAAACUUGCAGAAGUUCAAAAUUGCUAGUAGAAGUGCAAGUAUUUUUUACAGUAAUGAUUAUAUAUAUGACUUAUGUGUACUCGGAUAUUAGAUAUUGAAAUAAAACUUAUUUAGAGGCUUCGCGGUUAUUUAUAUUGUAAUUUUCUCCCGAGGUUUCGAAGACUGUAAGCAAAGGACUUGCAAGACGUGCAGCAAAUUAUCUAUUGAAAAAUUGCCGCUUGUGUGAACGCAUCUGAAAGUUCCGCAAUACAUUUCAGCAAGAACUUUCUAGUCUAAACCUAGCUUUAUACCCGCCUAAGAGAUAAUGUGUUUAGUACAAUAUCCGACGCAAUUAUAAUACUCUAUUUAUAUUAUAGUGGUUAUUGAAGAGAUAACACUAAUAGACAAUACAGAGACAAAUAAAACAUAAGAUUUAAUGUCAUCCAGUUGUAUAACGAUAAAUUAUUUAAAUUUAAAAAAAAUAUUAAAAUGUAUCUCAAAAGUUUUAAAUGCAUUAGUGAUCGUCUGAAAUAAAUUGUUUUAUAUCUUAACGAUCGAAGUCUUUAAAGGAGUACAAGAAAAUAGUCUAAGAAAAAUGUCAGAUUUCCAAUACGACAAAUAUCAAUGAAUAUGCGUACUAUUUAUUUUCUAAAUGUAACCUUUUGGCAUUACGUUUUAACUACCUUUGCCUUAAAAUUAUAAGAGGGUUUACUCUGUGUAUUUGCUGAUAUAGGGUAAGAUACGUUUAGAACAAUGGACUACAUAAAUAUUGACUUAGCCACUAACACCUUACCUAUAAAAGUUUUUAUCAGAAUUUUGACUGAUUUUGUCUCUUUCACUCCUGUCAUGACUCAGGGUAAGAAAGAAAGAGACAAUAUGCACUCAAAAUGCUGAUUAAAAAUCGGGAAGAUUGUAAAUAUAGAUAAGAGAUGUUCUAAGUAAUACAUUUAUUUGACUUUAAUAGUACAUUGAUAGUAAAUAGACACCAUUAGAUCAAAAUUUAUAGAUUUUGAAUGAAUCUGAAUUAAUUUGCAUUUUUGCUUCUAACAUAUAUUUACGAGUUGUUACACACUGAGACAUCAUUAUUCCAUACAAAUAAAGACAAUGUAGAAAUAAAAUGGAAUAGUUUAUAAUUUUGUACAUUAUUUUGUUAAAUAAAAAUAGUUUAAAGUU
Manduca sexta (tobacco hornworm) is the source of this 4550-nucleotide messenger RNA. RefSeq names its product putative inorganic phosphate cotransporter. Gene Ontology annotation, molecular function: transmembrane transporter activity. Gene Ontology annotation, biological process: monoatomic anion transport; transmembrane transport. The transcript is spliced from 8 exons. The coding region runs from base 100 to 1581 and encodes 493 amino acids. The record is from RefSeq and is a predicted model, not a curated record. NCBI's taxonomy places the organism in Eukaryota, Metazoa, Arthropoda, Insecta, Lepidoptera, Sphingidae.